GGGUACUCUCGAAUAUAAACAAACGUUACAAAAUUACUAUUCUCACAACGAGGGAUAUUCAGCAAAAAGCCAGGAACUUUUCAGCACUCCCUCAUUUAUGUUUAUAUUUAUUUAUAUAUAUAUAUAUAUAUAUACAUACACAGUCACACAUACUCAUACACUCAGGAUACAGACACACUAAAACACACACACACUUAUAGGGACACUAACACAAACACAAUGACAUGAACAUACAUACACACACAGAUACAUUGACAGAUAUACUAAUAAAGACAGACUCACACACACUAACAGAGAGAUUACCAUACACACACACACACACACACAAAGACAUUAACGCAAACACACAUACAGAGGAUGAUAAACGCAGACGCACACACGUGCACUAACACAUACACACAUUAAUACAAACAUACACUCACACACAUACACAUACAGCGAAAUCAAUGUAGAUACACUAACGUAACGUAUGCACAUGCACACAUUGUAACACAUUAACACAAACACACGCAGUGGCAAAUAAACGUAGACGCACUUAAACACACUAAGACUAACACACGUACACAUAUAUUAACACCAGCACGCUACCAUUCACACAAACCCACACAUAGAAGCAUUAACAUCGACACACUAACACCACCACACAGUCCCCUCUCUCUCUCUCCUGUUAAUCUAAUAUGGCGAAAGAGGUAGAAACACUCGGGAGUAUCUUGGUGUCACAUUCAUUUCAGUAAUCCCAUUGUAGUACGUACUCCAACAAUCAGAAUAUACUAGUCGUCCCUGGUUUGAUAAAUUUGUUAAUAAGUGGUAAAAGAGUUUCAGAAGAACGGUCAGGUACAAGGUAACAGGAUACCGGAUGACACUGGCAUUAGAGGAUGUUUUUUGCCUUAGAGACAUCAUCAAUAUGUACCAUUUUUAAAAUACUAAAUGAAGAUUUUAUACAAAACAGAUAUAACCUUCUUUAUAUAGAUUUACUGUGAAAUAUUUUGUCUGGCUUAGAUUAUUUAGUAAAACUUGUCUACUUCACUCUCUGGAAUAUGUUCAAGAUGAUAUUGUGGUCUAAUUAACCCUUUAGCAUUUAAACCGGCCUUAUCCGGCCAAAAGUAUUCUGCCUGUUUUAUGUUCAAACAGGCCAGAUCUAGUCUCUCACACCAACCCUACAAUAUCGUUUUAAAAAUUAACAGCUACCUCAUCAAAAUCUCAUAGCUACAAGAUAAUGCAUGGUUAGUUCAAAACAAUGUGGAUGACAAAGCAUUAAUUUUGGCAGAUUAAUGCGAACACUAAAGGGUUAAACUUGGAUUACAAAGGAGCUUUUAGCGUCUUCAGAUAUUGAUUAAGAUCUUGGAAAUAUCACAGAAUCACUCUUUGUUAGGAAUGAAAUAGAAAAACAAGAAGAAAUUAAAAAGCAUCUGUAUAUUGUGAUGAGACAAAGAAAAUGAUGGAAAGUGAAUUGUGUGAUGAUAAUGUUAAAUGUAAAUCAGAGUCUAAAACGACUGGUUUUACUGAUGAGGUGUCAACUGAUAUGGGUAAAAUAUCUUACGAAUGUAAUAUCUGUAAAAAAUCAUUCACUCAAAAAGGUAAUCUUAAAAAACAUGGACGUGUUCAUACGGGAGAGAAACCAUAUCAGUGUAAUAUCUGUGGUAAAUUCUACUCUCAGUCGUGUGGCUUGACUACACACAAACGCAGCCAUACAGGAGAAAAACCAUAUCGUUGUGAUAUCUGUGGUAGGUCAUUCUCUCAUAAAUGGACCUUAACAGAACACAGAAACAUUCAUACAGGAGAGAGGCCACGCUGUGAUGUCUGUGGCAAAACAUUCUCUCAAAUAAGUGGCUUAAAUACACAUAAACUCAUUCAUACAGGAGAGAAACCACAUCAUUGUAAUAUCUGUGGUAAAUCGUUCAUUCAGAAAGGUAAUUUGAUGGAACACAAACGUAGUCACACAGGAGAGAAGCCAUAUUACUGUGAUAUCUGUGGUAAAUCUUUCUUAAGUGGAAGCAGUUUAAAUGCACACAAACGUUUCCAUACAGGAGAGAAACCAUAUCAUUGCGAUAUCUGUGGUAAGUUAUUUUCUCACAAUAGCGACUUGAAAAAACACAAACGUAUUCAUACAGGAGAGAAGCCAUAUCAUUGUGAUAUCUGUGAUAAAUCAUUCUCUGAUGGAAGUAAUUUAAUUGCACACAAACACACACAUACAGGAGAGAAACCACAUCACUGUGAUAUCUGUGGUAAAUCAUUCAUUCAGAAAGGUAACUUAAUUGAACACAAACGUAGUCACACAGGAGAGAAGCCAUAUUACUGUGAUAUCUGUGGUAAAUCCUUCUUAAAUGUAAGUAAUUUAAAUGCACACAAGCGUUUUCAUAUAGGAGAGAAACCAUAUCAUUGCGAUAUCUGUGGUAAGUUAUUUUCUCACAAUAGCGACUUAAAAAAACACAAACGUACUCAUACAGGAGAGAAACCAUACCAUUGUGAUAUCUGUGAUAAAUCGUUCUCUGAUGGAAGUAACUUAAUUGUACACAAACGCAUUCAUACAGGUGAGAGAAAAUUUCACUGUGAUAUCUGUGGUAAAUCAUUCUCUAUAAGCAGUAACAUGACUGUGCACAAACGUAUUCAUACAGGAGAGAAGCCACAUCACUGCAAUAUCUGUGGAAAAUUUUUCUCUGAGACAAGACAGUUACACAUACAUUUGUGUAUUAAAACAGAAUUGUAACUCUUUCAGUAUUUUGUAUUUUUCUAAUUGGUUUGCAAAAUUGAAAUAAAUUUUUUUGUAUCUCAACAAAGUCACUAUGUCAAUAAAAAACGUACACACAA
Molecule: messenger RNA, 2808 nt
Organism: Octopus bimaculoides (California two-spot octopus)
Lineage: Eukaryota; Metazoa; Mollusca; Cephalopoda; Octopoda; Octopodidae
Biological process (GO): regulation of transcription by RNA polymerase II
Cellular component (GO): nucleus
Molecular function (GO): RNA polymerase II cis-regulatory region sequence-specific DNA binding; DNA-binding transcription activator activity, RNA polymerase II-specific
Source: RefSeq, a predicted model, not a curated record